Molecule: messenger RNA, 591 nt
Organism: Aspergillus alliaceus
Lineage: Eukaryota; Fungi; Ascomycota; Eurotiomycetes; Eurotiales; Aspergillaceae
Exons: 1
Coding region: 1-591 (196 amino acids)
Source: RefSeq, a predicted model, not a curated record
AUGAACCUCCUCAUCCUAACCCUAUUCGCCGCCCUGACAACAGCAACAACCCUCCGCCGCCAAGACAACCUCCUCUACCCCUACGAAACCUACCGCUACUGGGUCCAAACCGGCAACUGGAAACUCGACCCCCAAGACCAACUCCUGGUCGUCAAGAACGGUAAACCUGCCGACGAAACCACCUCCAUCGUAACCUUCCACAUUCCCCCAACUGCCGAAGGCCACAAAUGCAAGCUCCUCUUCGACCUUUGGGCCCGCGACGUCUCCACCGGCUCACAGCAGGCGGAUGUAUUCACGGCGACGAAGCCCACGGGUGCAAGUGUUGCCGAUGCUAACUCGGACUCAACGGCGUCGCUGCAGUCCGUGUCGAAGGAGGUCGCUGAUGUGAUCGUGCAGGCUAGGGAUGAGCAUGUCGGAAGGAUUAGGGUCCCUGCUCCUGGGACGGCGGACUGGGUUUUGGCGUAUCAGGGAUAUCCGGAGUUUGAGUGUGGUGGGGAGCGGAUGGUGGGGUUCGAGUUUGUGGGGGUUAACGAUGCGGUUGAGAUUCGGUGGGAUAUUGGGGUUACAGGGCCUAGGGUGCAGGUUUUGUGA